AAAAAAAAUACACGCCUUAAUCACAUUUACAUCGUUUUGCAUUUAUAAUGUGAUUUUUAGUGAUCAACUACUUAUAUAAAUAAAUAAAUUAAGCGGAUUUAUAAAAAAUCAAGAUGUAAAACUGAAAUUAUUCUGGGUUAAAAUUCUUAUUAAAACAAAUAAACAAACAAUCAUUGAGACAUUGUGGAUACAAUUACUCACUGAACUAUUAAUUAAAGUCAUGUUUUAAAAAUGAAACAACAAACAUUUCCUACAUUCUUCUGUUUAUUUAAUUUUAUGUUUAAUGCCGGUGUAUUUACUUUUCAAACUGAAUUAAAGAUUUAUCAUUCAGACUUGAUCACUUCAAACACAUUCCAAUCACGUCAGUAUGAGAAUGAUGAGAAUCUGGUUAGUGUUAAUGAAUCUAUCAGUGAUAAAACGAUGUUUUCAAAUCAGAUUAAUAGAACAAUGAAUUCAAGGACUUUUAAUUCUACAUUACUGUACACCAUGAAUAAUAAUAAUGACGAGUUUGAUUUUCAGUCACCUGCCAUAAACAAAAGAAUCAUUGAAGGUGUUCUAAAACUUUUAAUAAAACUUGCUUCCAAUAGCAGUACAUCCUAUUUUCAUUAUUCAAGUAAUCGUUUAAAACGCUCAUUAUCUUCUUCAGACUACUUGUCUUCCACAUCAUCGUCAAUGUUACCACCAACCUCGUUGUCUUCAACUUUUGCUUCAGAUGAUUUAAAUUUUGUCCAUGUUAAAAUUCAAGGAAUUAUAUUCGAUGUGAAAUUUCAACGUCCUGACUACAAGUCGAAUGGUGCAGUACAUUUACGUAAUCUCAUGAAACCAUAUCCUCAUUUAUUACUAGAUCCACAUUAUGCAGAGCAAGUCAUUACAGCUUAUAAUCCUCUAGUUAUGCAGAAUCAAAUAUGUAAAGAAUUUGAACAAAACCAAUCUAGUAAUUAUGUUGCUAAUAGUUUCUUCAUUGUAAAUGAUAUUGGUGCGCUCGUUGACAGACCAAUGCAUGACAGAUUGCACAGAUUGUUCUUUCAAAUCACAUCUGCACUUGGUAUACCGAGUAUCACGUGGUUACCAAAUAGAGUUGGGCAGUUCGAGCUUGAUGAUUCACAAUUAGCUAUUCGAUUAGAACCUUUAACAUGGCAUGUUGCAAGAGCAUUGGUUGAUUUUAUGCAUGCGUAUAAAUGGAAUCUUGUUAUUAUGGUUUACAAUACACAAGUACCUGGAUCAGAUGUAUUAGUUGAGGAAUUUAGAAAACUCCAAGUUGAACGAAGUGCACAAGAUCAUCCAAAUUACUUCGAAUUUGAAAUAAAUUAUCAAUUUCCUUUUGAAGGAUUGACUUCUAUUGAAUUUACAGAAUGUAUAGAUCAAAUGUUAAGGGAGAUUCGACCAUGUUUAAUACCAUUAAUUAAUAUUUUAGAAAGCAUAUGGCGCGCCGAUGCAAGAGUUAUUAUAUUCAAUGGGAAUUUCUUUGAUCUAAAUACACUGCUUUAUAUAGCAGAUAGUUUGAAUGGUACAAAACAUGAACAUUUGAAAGCGUUAUUCGGUGAAGACUAUGUCUGGAUUUAUACACCGUCAACAAUGAGUUCCCUUACGGUAGCUGAUAAUCAAGACAAAGUAUCAUCUGAUAAUAACGUUCUUGCAGAAUCAACAAUGUUUAAAAAAAUUCCCGGGAUGUUUGGUUUAAUUUGUUUAAAUGAUCAUUCCAGUCGUAGAAGAAGUGCUGAAAUAGCACGAGAAGUUUGGCAGAAAUCAAUGAUUGAAUUAAUUUAUCAGUUGACUCAAAUCUAUCCACCAGACAAAUCAAUACAAAUCGAUACGCCGAAUAGAGAUACAUUAAUUUAUUUCAAACAGAUUUUAGAGAAGCUUAGACCUGUUAAAUUAUGUCAAUUUUCCGACCAUUUAAGUUGGCAAUGGGGAAGAAGAAUGUAUGACAUUAUGCAUACAAUUGUUGUAAAUGUAGAUAAUGAACCGAUAAGUUUUUUACCGAAUGGUGGAUUAAAUGUUUCCAAAUUAUUUAUUUAUAAUUCACGAAUUAUUGACGGUCGAAUGAAAUGGUAUAAGGUUGGGACAUGGUCAAUGAGCAGUAAAUGGGGUAGAAGUAAAUCAAGAUUAAGAAUAGAUGGUGUAACAUGGCCUGGCGCGUCGAAUUCUCCACCUAAAGGUCGACCAAGUAAAUUCAAACUACGCGUAGUAACUAUUAAAGAAAUACCGUUUGUUAUUUAUACCAAAGCCCAAGAAGGUGGAACAUGUGAUGCGAAUUCGAUUCCGUGCAAACUCAGACCACAGUCUUUACAAGAUGAAGAUAUUUCUGGAAAGAAUUCAAUCAUCCAUAAAACUUUAAGUUCACUUGGAUUAAAUUCUUAUACUAAAGAUAUCAACAAAAAAAUUAAACCAGAAUCCUUAACUGAAAAUGUUAGCAAUUUGUCAGAAUUAUAUAAUGUAAAUGAGAAUAAUUCAAUUAGUUAUGUAGAUGGUUGUUGUUCCGGACUGACAAUGGACUUACUAAUGGAAUUAAUGAAAGAUUUAAAUUUUGAUGUUGAAAUGUAUGAAGUUAAAGAUGGUUUCUGGGGGGCUUGGACACCAGAUGGAUGGAAUGGUAUUAUACGUGAUCUAAUGGAUAAUAGAGCUGAUAUGGCAGUAACAUCAUUGAAGAUCACACCUAAUCGAUCCCAGCAAAUUGAAUUUAGCGUACCAUUUCUAGAAACAGGUAUAGCAGUUGCAGUGGCUUUAAGAGAAGGUGCUAUAGCUCCAACAGCUUUUUUAAAGCCGUACGAUUAUCAAUGCUGGUGUGUAAUCCUCGUAUUCAGUGUACAUGCAACAGGUGCAGCAUUGUACAUUUAUGAAUGGUUUAGUCCCAAUGGAAUGAAUCGUGGACAUACAACAGAUCAAAAUCACCGAUUUUCAUUUUUCCGUUCACUUUGGCUUAUCUGGUCAAUGUUAUUCGGCGCUGCUGUAAAUGCGGAUAAUCCAAGAGGAAUGGCUAGCCGGUUUAUGGCUAAUAUAUGGGCAUUAUUCGCUCUUGUAUUUUUAGCAUCGUAUACGGCUAACUUAGCGGCUUUUAUGAUUGCUAAAGAGGAUUACUUUGACUUGAGUGGUAUAAAUGAUUGGCGUUUGCAGCAUCCAUGGAAUGUGAAACCCCCAUUUAGAUUUGCCACUAUACCAAGUGGUGCUACAGAAGAGAACAUUAAAAUCAAUUUUCCUGAAAUGCACAAAUACAUGAGAAAAUACAAUAAAUCCGAUGUUGAAGACGGUCUCAAGGCAAUGAAAUCAGGACAACUGGAUGCUUUUUUAUAUGAUGCUAAUGUAUUGGAUUAUUGGGCGAUGAAAGAUGAAGGUUGUAAAUUACGUACAGUUGGAAAUUUAUAUGCAAUGACGGGUUAUGGAAUUGGUUUUGCUAAAAAUAGUCGAUGGUUAACGAAAGUUAAUUCACGCAUUUUGGAUUAUCAAAAAAAUGGAAAAUUGCAACGUUGGAAAAAAUUUUGGCAAACAGGUUCAUGUAAAAAAGAUGCUGCUGUUGGGAAUACAAAUAAGACAUUGGGAGUUAAGAAUUUUAUCAGUGCUUUCAUUCUACUUGUUUGCGGAAUGCUUAUUUGCACUGUAUUCUUGUUAAUUGAAUACACAUUCUAUUGGUAUGCAAAACCAAAAUUACAAAAAAUCAAUCAAGCCAAUUGGUUCGGUAGACUUAGUUUGGUAAAUUUGAACUAGGAAUAUAAUAGUAUUUAAAUGUCACAUGUUAUACGAUUGAAAUAGUUAAAAAUGUCACGCAAUAUUUUCAAUACAUAUAAGUUAUUUAACAAAUUUUAAAGACGUUGAAUCAAAAUUCUUCAGAUUUUAAUUAAACUAUUCACAAGGGAAAGUUAUAUUUUGGCUGAUGAUUAGUAAUGCAGUCCAGGUUGUGGUUACAUUCCAGUCGAGAAUCUCUACAGUUUAUAUUUACGUGGAGCCACAAGUUUAUUAGACUGCGAAUCAUACAUGCUACUUGUCUGAACAAAAUAAUCAGAUUAUGAGCGUAAAACUUGCUAAAUAUAAAUGCGAUAAUCCAAUUUGUGAUAUAAAAUCAAAAAACUAUGCUAAACAAGUUGAAUUAUUACAAAAUCAACUGGAUGAAUUGCAAAAAUCUUUACAAAAACAGAAUUCAUCAAUUAAACAAUGCAAUAACUUACACGGGAAUCAUUUUCAGAAUAAAAUAAUAACAUUAGAUCCAUGUGAGUAUCCCAAGGGGAAAAAAAGACCUGCCAAGAAAUCGGGUCAAUCAUCUCAAUCAAAAGUGCCAAAAAGUGAUGAUAAACAUAGAUUAAAAAUGAAAAACCACUCCAUCCCAAAGCCUACUCUUAAUAACAAUGUUAAUAUUCAUACAAAAUUGAAUACAGGUUAUCUAAAAGCAAUAACAACCACAACAACAACUACUACUAUUACUACUCAAAGAAAGCACAUCGACCGAUUAUCGGAAAAUGCACAUCAUAAAGUAACUAUUAUACCCGUUGUUGAUCAUUAUUCAAAUUAUAAUGAACAUGAAAAUUAUCACACAAUAUCACCAAACAAUACAGAAAUACAAUAUGUGAUCCUACCAAAGUUAGAUUCAUCACCAAAUCGACGAAGACGAUUUAUUAAAUCGGAAUCGGUCGGUCCUUAUCAUAAUAUAUCAGAAUGUCAUACAAAUGUAUAUUUUGAUACAGUUGAUAAUGUAACAACAUUGAAUAAAACACAAUCAGUUUUACGAGUAAUCAACCCAAAUGAUAAACUUAUUGAUUCUGAAGAAAAUAAUCUGGAUAAUUAUUUCAAUCACAAUCCAAUCGUUAAUGCGAGUCAUUUGGAACAGUAUUCAUCUUUAACAAAUAUUUUAAGUAAAGUAGGUAAAAAUUUGAUACCAGUGAGCCUAGAUCAACAAGAACAGGAACAACGUAGUACAAAUUGUCUAGUUGAGAAAGAAUCUGUCUUGUGAAAAUAAAGUUUACUUUAUGAAAAA
This is a messenger RNA of Schistosoma curassoni, 4963 nucleotides long. NCBI's taxonomy places the organism in Eukaryota, Metazoa, Platyhelminthes, Trematoda, Strigeidida, Schistosomatidae. The record is from the annotation of a GenBank genome assembly.